This is a messenger RNA of Agrilus planipennis (emerald ash borer), 1067 nucleotides long. Its product is annotated as protein KTI12 homolog. The coding region runs from base 182 to 1012 and encodes 276 amino acids. NCBI's taxonomy places the organism in Eukaryota, Metazoa, Arthropoda, Insecta, Coleoptera, Buprestidae. The record is from RefSeq and is a predicted model, not a curated record. The transcript has a single exon.
UCAAAAAAUGUAUCUAAUAAUUAAAUUAUAGUAAACUAAUAAUUAUACUUAUGUGAUUUAAUUCAAACUUCAAACACAUGCGCAAUAGGAAAAUAAGGAUGUAAACAUUCAAUCAGCUGUUAAUUGGUUAACCUAAAAGAAGAACCUUAAUUAAAAUUUUGUGAAUAUUAAACAAAAAGAAAUGCCUUUAAUUAUUUUAACAGGGAUACCCUGUAGUGGUAAAACGACUAGAGCUGAAGAAUUAAGGAAAUAUUUUGAAGAACAAGGAAGAGAUGUCAUUAUUAUCAGUGAGCAAAAUGAAAUUGCAAAAGCUGGUUUUGAGAAGAACAAUGUAUACAGUGAAGCAGCUAAAGAAAAGCAUAUUAGGGGCUGUUUAAAAUCGGAAGUAGUUCGACUUUUGUCCCUAAGGAAGCUGGUUAUUUUAGAUGCUUUAAAUUACAUCAAGGGUUUCAGAUAUGAAUUGUAUUGUGCAUCAAAGGCUAACAAAUGUACUCAGUGUACUAUACACACAGAAAUCAAUAGAGAAGAGGCUCGAAAACGUAAUAAAGAUCGAGCAGAAGGGGAGAAGCAUAAUGAUGAUGUAUUAGAAGCAUUGAUAAUGAGAUAUGAAGAUCCUGAGGCUAAAAAUAGAUGGGAUCAACCAUACUUUUUGGUAUUUCCAGAGCAAAACUUGGACUUUGAAGCCAUUUCUAGCUGCUUAUUUGAAAACAAACCUCCACCUCCUAACCAAUCAACUCAAAACCCUCCUUUGAGUUCAACAAACUUUUUGUAUGAACUUGAUAAGAUUACAAAAGAUAUUACAGACAUAAUUAUGCAAAGGAAAAACAUGGGCAUAGAAGGAGAAAUAAUUAUACCAGGUUAUAAAGAUCUUUCAAUUGAUAUUUCUAAUGUAAAUCUAACUAAAUUAAUGCUUCUACGUAGACAAUACAUAACAUAUUGUAAAUCACAUACUCCUGAAAUUAGUCAGAUACCGAAUUUAUUUCUACAUUAUUUAAAGACUAGUUUAAAAUAAAAUAUCAAGUAUAAUUGUUAGUUUUUAAUCUCACCUUUACAUGAAGACACCGACA